Trypanosoma rangeli is the source of this 795-nucleotide messenger RNA. RefSeq lists its product as uncharacterized. The coding region runs from base 1 to 795 and encodes 264 amino acids. The transcript has a single exon. NCBI's taxonomy places the organism in Eukaryota, Euglenozoa, Kinetoplastea, Trypanosomatida, Trypanosomatidae. The record is from RefSeq and is a predicted model, not a curated record.
AUGGACGGCGAUGUGACAAAGCAGGAGACGUCGCACAGCGGCGAGGACACGCAGCGCGCUCGCCGUGUGAUGUUCGCCGAUGAGGUGGGGGUGCAGGGCCGUUCCCAUCAUAACCACCCCAGCAAGGAUGGGGACGGCAGUGGCAGGCAGCAACAUCCGGCGGCUGCAGCAGACGGCCCCCCAUUAGCGGAGGAGGAUGUGAGGCACAGUGCAAACGAGCAUACGGGCCCUGGGGGAAGGAGCAACCGAAGGCAGCGCAGGCGUGGCGGCCCCGCAAAGGUGGCGGCGGUGAUAGCGGAGGCGCUUGUCUUUGACGAGGACACGGAGGAGGACGCCAAGCAGCGCCUGGACGACCACGCCCUGCUAUUGUCUGCGGAUGAGAACACCGAAAGGCUUCAACUGGAGGUGAUGGAAUUGCAGGAGCAGGAUGAAAUUUGCAAGGCGCACCGCGCCCUGCGGGGGCAGCAGCUGCACCGCAAUGGAAACCCGGGUGCCAGAUCUGGUGGGAGCCACCACUGCGAAGGGGCAGCCGAUAUGGCUCCCGUAGGCAACAUCCCCGUGGCUGAGACGAAACCGCCGGCGGCUCCACCAGUGGAGCCGCCCAGGGGGGGCGACGCGAAGGUCUCCAAAGGCCCAUUGGCAGUGAACGGGUUUACAGCAUGGGCCACUUCGCUUUUGGCUGCAUUUUAUGCGGCCGGUGCCGUCUGGCGUCGUCAAGCGUGGCGGCUGCUCCUAGCUCUGCUUGUCUUACUGCUUUGCCGAAGGCUCCUACUCCGAGCGUCUCCCCCGCCCUAA